AAUGUUGAUGAUUUUAUGGAAGCCGUGCAUACAUGUUGGCCUAAAGCUAUUGUUCAGUUUGAGGAUUUUCAAAUGAAAUGGGCUUUUGAAACAUUACAACGUUAUCGUAAGAGGUUCUGCAUGUUCAACGAUGACAUACAAGGAACUGCUGGUGUUGCUCUCGUUGGACUAUUGGGAACUGUGAGAGCUCAAGGGCGGCCAUUGAGUGAUUUUGUUAACCAAAAGAUAGUAGUGGUAGGGGCUGGAAGUGCAGGGCUCGGUGUUCUUAACAUGACUAUUCAGGCUGUUUCGAGAAUGGCAGGGAACAACGAUUCUAGUUUACUUUAUCAAAAACAAAGAAGAAAAGGAAGGGACCACAAGAAAUCAAUGGUGGAAUCGAUCAGGCAGGGUGUGGAAAAUUACAACUCAGUUUUUGUUUUCACUGUUGAGAACAUGAGAAACCUCAAGUUCAAGGAACUCAGGGAGCAGCUGAAGUCAGCUAGCAGUUCCAUCAUGUGCUGUCUAAAGUUUUGGACUUGAAGGGUUUGUCUUCAUCUUCCUUCUUCUCCAACGAUUUACGUCAUACAGAUGAGAUUUUUGUAGGCUGGAGGGAAGUUUUUGAAUUGCCUUCUGAAGGAGUGGGGUUGCAAUUUUUGGCGUCCUUUUUUAUGGAGCUUCUUUGACUUUUCUUUCUUUAUUUUGAGAUUUGUUCUGUUUUGAUUCCAUCAUGCCGUCUAAAGUUUUGGACUUGAAGGGUUUGCCUUCAUCUUCCUUCUUCUCCGACAAUUUACGUCAUACAAAUGAGGAGAUAAAGUUGGAAUGGGGCAUGGGCUUAGCUAAAAAUCGAGAAGUAGAAGCUGAACUUAUGGAGUUAGAACUCGAGAAAGAUAGACCAUUUGCACGGUCAAGUAUCGUGAAGAGUUUUGCUUAUCUUCACCUACAACUGUUCACCUGCUCUGGUUUAGUUUGUUUUGUUCCAUUCAAAUCCGACGAGAAGCUCCUGCUCCGAUUCUGCUUCCGUUUCGACUCGAUGAAACACUUAGUUCAGAUCCCGUUUUCAUCCUGCUCUAAUUUUGCUCUACUUCAAUUUCUUUUUACUCUGUUGAGUUUUGUUUUAGCUUCUUUCCGUUUGUUCUAUGUGCGUUUCUAAUUCUAUUCUAAAUUUUAUUUUCUUAGCAAUCUCAAGUUCAUUCUAGGACCUUGAGUUUGGGUAUUAGUGUAUUUAGAGUAUUUUAGAAGAUAUUAUUAUGAUAUUAUUCUCUAUAUUAUUUCCUUAAUAAUGUAUUCUCUAA
Cucumis sativus (cucumber) is the source of this 1271-nucleotide messenger RNA. Its product is annotated as NAD-dependent malic enzyme 59 kDa isoform, mitochondrial-like. The transcript has 9 exons. The record is from RefSeq and is a predicted model, not a curated record. Lineage: Eukaryota; Viridiplantae; Streptophyta; Magnoliopsida; Cucurbitales; Cucurbitaceae. The coding region runs from base 16 to 519 and encodes 167 amino acids. Gene Ontology annotation, molecular function: malate dehydrogenase (decarboxylating) (NAD+) activity; NAD binding. Gene Ontology annotation, cellular component: mitochondrion. Gene Ontology annotation, biological process: malate metabolic process; pyruvate metabolic process.